Molecule: messenger RNA, 1392 nt
Organism: Maudiozyma barnettii
Lineage: Eukaryota; Fungi; Ascomycota; Saccharomycetes; Saccharomycetales; Saccharomycetaceae
Gene: SVF1
Product: Svf1p
Exons: 1
Coding region: 1-1392 (463 amino acids)
Biological process (GO): response to oxidative stress
Cellular component (GO): cytoplasm
Source: RefSeq, a predicted model, not a curated record
AUGUUAAAGUGGCUUCAAGGUAAUAUUUCUGCUGUGACCGGGAUUGCAGAACCAGAAUAUGGUCAAGAAUAUAUUCACACUGUGGGAGAUAAGUUGAAAGGUAAGCAACCUUACCAUUCUACAACCCGUGAUGAUUUUGCAUGGCAGAAUCCAGAUCACACUAAUGUUGAGACCGUGACUUUCUAUUUUAGUGAUCUGAAGACCGGUAUCGUUGGGUUCGCUCAAGUGAUUCAUUCCAGUGUGAUUCCAAUGCAUAAAGCUGCUCAAUUCACCUUCAGAAUAUAUGACUCUACAAAACCUGAGGAUCUUAAUCUCUGGACCUCUACAAAACUAGAGAAUUUUAGAACCGAUGGUCCAAAUUUUUACGCCGAUGACUUAUCAAUUGAAUUAUCUGAAGACAAUACUCAUUAUCAUAUCGUUUCAAAUGUUUGUGAAAGAUCUACUGUUGACUUAUAUAUUACAAGAUUGACUCCUGGUGCUAAAGCUGGUGAAGAUCCAACCACUUACUAUGGUGAUAACUUGGACGUUCCUUGGGGUACUAUGAGACAUGUAUUCUGGCCAAGAAACUCAUGUCAUGGUACUAUCAAGGUUAAGAAGGUUGUUGAGGUCGAUGAAGUCGAGGUUCUUGCAACAGAAGUAGAAGGUACUACUUUGGAAGAUGCCGAAGAACAAGAACAAGAGGAAGAUGAGGAAGAAGAAGAAGAGGACUCCGACUCUGAAUAUGAUUCUGAUUCUGAUUACGAGGACGAAAUUGAUGUUGUUUACGAAGACCGUACCUACACUUUUGAAGUUGAUGAUCCAGCUUACUCUAUGUUUGUUAUGGCUUUACAAGGUAUGAAGCCUCAUCAUGCUGCUAAAGCUUGGAAUUUUGUCUAUGUUCAUACUCCUGAGCACACUGCAUUGUUGAUCGAAUAUAUCACACCUAAGUCAUACGCAAACACUAAGGUCACUGUCGGUGUCGUUACCUCUAAGGAUGAGGUUAUGAUGCUCUCAUUAGAUAACAACUAUGAGCAUUUGAAUCCAGAGGUAGAUGAAGUUGGCUGGCCUGUACCACACAACAUUAAGGUGGAAUUCAAUGGUAUUUCAAGGAAUGUCACUGAUGAACAAAUUGAAAAUGAAAGUUAUACCGAGAAGGAUAAAGUUACUGCACUAAUUGAAGCUCCAUUGAAAAAUAUGGUAGAAAGAGUCGACGUCAUGGGAGAAAUCCCAGGCUUUGUCAAGAACAUUGUUUCUGGUAUCGCAGGUACUAAACCUUUCAUAUAUCAAUAUUCCAACGACGAGUUCACUCUCCAAGUCAAUGAUGGUAAGAAGUCUACGGGUCUAGGUUGGGCUGAAGUCACUUUUAUCUCUCAAUCAGAAGUUGUCGAUGCUGAGUCCUAUAACGAAGAUUAA